Trichobilharzia regenti is the source of this 983-nucleotide messenger RNA. The record is from the annotation of a GenBank genome assembly. Lineage: Eukaryota; Metazoa; Platyhelminthes; Trematoda; Strigeidida; Schistosomatidae.
UAUGUUACAACUUCACAAGAAUAUUUUCCUCACUUCCUCUAUUGGGCAUUCAAUACCUUCGACAUUGAGUAAAACAGAGCGCAGGACAAAUUAGAAACUCGUUUUCGUUAUAAAUGCUCACUUGCAACUACAGAAAAUGUAGACAGCUACUAGGAACCGAUGCCAUCGCCACCAGUUGUCAGCAUAUCUUCUGUGCAACACACAGUCCCCUUCAUCUGAAAACCUCCGAUGGCAUGUUUCAAUGUCCAGCCUGCAAAUCGAGAUUGCAUGAAAAUACGGAUAUAUAUGAAGUUAAUUUGAAACCGUGUGAACAGUUUCGGGGCAUGAUUCUGAUAGGACAAACUCCCGAAACAGUCCUAGACAUAUGUCGCAGAGCUAUUGGAUUCUACUCCACACAAACUGCUCAGGAAGUCAAAUAUUUAGAGUAUGCCAUUUACAAGCUCCAAGAAGAGUACAAAAGUACGGAGACUCAGUUCAAAUCUGUGCUGAGCAACUACGGGCAGAAGGUGAAAAGCCUUCAAAAUGAGAGGGAUUCUUUGCAGAAGGAGUGCGAAGAGCUGCGAGACAAGCUUGUUUCGUCAAGUCACAAACUCUCGAAGUUGGAAAGUGAUUUGAAUCAGUUGAAUUUGUCUAGAAGAUCAGAAUCCACUCACACCUGCCACUCAGGUCAUGGACUUCCUAGUUCCGGACAUUCCAAUAUGUCACCAGAUACUCAACAUCGAAAGUUUCCUAGAUGUUCACCUGACUCAACACGUCCAAGUCCAUUUAGUGGGAACAGCCGGUGCUCUCAGAUGUCUUUCUGCAGACGACAAGAACCCACCACAUCCACCAACUGUUUUCUUGCCAACAGUUCACGUCAAUCAACACCCAAUCUAGUAUUCCCUAAUCACUUCCUCAAUGGCGGAAUACGAAACUUAACCAACAACCCCCGGAAACCGCUUUAUAAAUGAGAAUGACUUUGGGAAUGUUAUGUUUUGAUAAAG